Molecule: messenger RNA, 1674 nt
Organism: Diaporthe amygdali
Lineage: Eukaryota; Fungi; Ascomycota; Sordariomycetes; Diaporthales; Diaporthaceae
Product: nucleolar gtp-binding protein 2
Exons: 2
Coding region: 1-1674 (557 amino acids)
Cellular component (GO): nucleolus
Molecular function (GO): GTP binding
Source: RefSeq, a predicted model, not a curated record
AUGGCUGGCUCAAUCAACAAACCGAAGAAGCCCAAGUCCAAGCGGACCACAACGAGGUUACGGGCAAAGAUCGAAAAGAAGUCCCAUGCCAAACAACGAAAGGACAGGAAGCAAGCCAAGAAAAACCCAGAAUGGCGCUCCAAACUGAAGAAGGACCCGGGUAUCCCUAACCUGUUCCCAUACAAAGAGAAGCUACUGCAGGAGAUUGAGGAGAAGAAGGCGCGAAAAGAGGAAGAGGCUCGCAAGCGCAAGGAGGCAGCCAAGGCCGCCAGGACUGGUCAAGUGGAACAAGCCAAAGAUGGCGAGCAAGCCAUGGAGGAAGAUUUUGAGGACGAAGACAUCGAGGUGGAUGACGAUGUGAUGGAAGAAGGCGACGUCGACGAGUCAAAUCCCAUGGCGGCGCUAUUGGCGAGCGCGAGGCGUGCAGCCGAGGACUACGAGCGAGAUCUGCAGAGUGGCGACGACGACAUGGAGGACGAUUCCGACGACGACUCUGACGACUCAGAAGACGGGUAUCCAGGGGCUACUCGAGUGGGAGGCGACCCAACUUCCCGGAAAGCCUACGACAAGGUUUUCAAGCAGGUUGUGGAGCAGGCUGACGUUAUCCUCUACGUCCUGGAUGCCAGAGACCCCGAGGGAACACGGUCAAGGGAUGUCGAGAAGGCCGUCAUGUUGGCAGCUUCCGGCGGGAAACGACUCAUCCUGGUUCUCAACAAGAUCGAUCUCAUCCCACCACCCGUUCUGAAAGCCUGGCUCGCCUACCUCCGCUCCUACUUCCCCACCCUUCCCAUUCGCGCAUCCAACGCCGCACCAAACGCUCACACCUUCAACCACCGCGACUUGACCGUCCAGAGCACCAGCGCGACCCUAUUCCGCUCUCUCAAGGCCUUCGCCGCGGGCCGCAACCUUAAGCGCUCCAUCUCAGUCGGUGUCAUUGGCUACCCGAACGUCGGAAAGUCCUCAGUUAUCAACGCAUUGCUUUCAAGGCUGGGUGGUAGCCGCGGCCAGCGAUCGGCUUGCCCAGCAGGUGCCGAGGCUGGCGUGACGACGUCGAUCCGCACCGUCAAGAUCGACAGCAAGCUGACCCUGCUCGACUCACCCGGAAUCGUCUUCCCUUCGACAUCCGAAGUGUCCCCGACGAGCUUCGUGCCCAAGAACCCGACGGAGGCGCACGCUCACCUGGUGCUCCUGAACGUCGUCCCACCGAAGGCCAUCGAAGACCCGGUCCCGGCCGUCACGCUGCUGCUCAAGCGGCUGUCCACGUCGCCUGCCCUGCUGGAGCGGCUGAUGGGCGCGUACGACCUCCCACCUCUGCUGUCCAACUCGGACACCGGAGAUGCGACCAUGGACUUCCUGGUGCAGGUUGCGCGCAAGCGUGGCCGACUUGGCAGGGGAGGUAUCCCCAACAUCCAAGCGGCGGCGAUGACAGUGGUCACCGACUGGAGGGAUGGUCGCAUCCAGGGCUGGGUCGAUGCACCUGCGGCCGCGGCGGCUUCAGCAGCCGACGAAACCGGGGCCGUCGCUGGUAUCAAGCUGCCUACCGCUGCCCCGCCGGCGGAUGCGGCUGCGGACCAGAAGCAGAUCGUCACGGAAUGGGCAGCCGAGUUCAAGCUCGAAGGGCUCUGGGGCGACGACGAUGCUGCUGCGGCCAAGGAGGUCGAGAUGGAGGGCUAA